AUGAGAGUGUGUGCCUGCAGCGCCUCAUACCUGCGGCAGUGGCUGCUGAGGGCUGUGUUUGUCUUGGCCGCUGUGCUGCCGCAAAGCACGGGCUGCCCCAAAUCAUGCGCCUGCUAUGUUCCCACUGAGGUGCACUGCACCUUCAGAUACCUGACCGCAAUACCUGACCAGAUCCAGCCAGCUGUGGAAAGAAUUAACCUCGGAUACAACAGCAUAAGUGUCCUGAGAGAGAAUGACCUGCCAGGACUGGACCACUUAGAGCUGUUGAUGCUGCAUAGCAACACCAUCCACAAUAUUGAAGACAGAGCCUUCCUCGGCCUCAAGUCCUUACAGGUCCUCAAGAUGUCCUAUAAUAAAGUAAAGGAAAUCAAAAAGGAGACAUUCAAAGGCCUAAACAGCCUGCUGAGACUCCACAUGGAUCACAACCACAUAGAAUUCAUCAAUCCAGAGGCUUUUUAUGGCCUGACGAAUCUACAGUUAGUCCAUCUGGAAGGAAACCACCUCCAGCAGCUCCACCCAGACACAUUUAUAACACUGAGACACAGCCAGGUGUUCAAGUUGUCCUCGGUGAGAAAUAUCCACCUGUCGGACAACCUCCUCACCAGCCUGCCUGCAGACAUCUUCUCAGGCAGCUCCCAGUUAGAGAACCUCUUCCUCCAUGGCAACCCCUGGUCAUGUGACUGCCGCAUGAAGUGGUUUCCAGUAUGGGCACAGAGAAACACAGGUGUGCUGAAAUGCAAGCGAGACAGGAAGUAUCCCGGUGGUCAGCUGUGCCCUGUCUGUGAGAAUCCUGCCUUUUACCACAGCAGGUCACUCUCCCUGCUGCACAGUGACAACUUCAUUUGCACUAAGCCCUGGAUACACGCCCAUCUAAAGCAGAAAAACGUCAGCCUGGAUGAGGGGGACUAUAUCCCAGUUUCCGCCAAGGACUUCAUUGCCCCAAUUGGCUCCAUGCAGAUGAAUUUCACUGACCAGUUUCAUAAUGAUGCCAGCCUAACCUGCACUGUCCAGAGGCCCUCUGCAUUGGAGAACCUGACACUGAGCUUGGAGGAGGAGGGGGAAAACAAUGUUACCAUGCUUACAGCCAGCAUAGCUACCUCCCUGGUCUGUAACAUUGAUCAUGAACAUAUACAACAGCUGUGGCACAUCCUUGCCACCUACAGUGACUCUCCCAUGAGGCUGGAGAGGGGCCUGAUGCUUGCCAGGAGCCCAGAGAUGGUGUACAAGUACAGCCAGAUCAGAGCCACAGAGGGACAACAGGAGAUCCACACAGACAUUGAGGCUGAGAUUAAAGCGUCUCCUGCGUGGUUGAUGCAGGGGGAGGUUAACUUCCAGCUUGACCGGACAACUACCACUUUCUCUACUCUGCAUAUUAAGUACAGAUCUGUGGUCAACCUACGUGUUCAGAACACAGCACCUAAGAGGGACCGCUAUAGCUGGACCAUGAUAAAGCGAGACAAUGAAACCAAGACUGAGCAUACUGUGCUGACAGGUGGAGUGGCACAGCUGAACUGCCAGACCAUGGGUGAGCCAAAGCCUUCAGUGGAGUGGAUUUUACCAGAUGGAACUAAGGUCAGAGCCCCUUACUUCAGUGAAGACAGGAGGAUCAUGAUCACAGCAGAAGGGACGCUCACUGUACGAGGAGCUGAUACCUCUGAUACCGGUCUCUACCGCUGCAUUUCUACAAACUACCUGGAUGCAGAUAUACUCAGCUUCCGGGUGACAGUUCUAUCACCUGAUGUGGAAGAAACAGAGAUAAAUGGCAUCCAACUCUCCCGACCACUGGGUGAAAACCUGAUUUUGGACUGUGGCUCCACAGGCAGCCCUGAGACUUCAGUCCAGUGGAUACUACCUGACCACUCAGUGCUGGACAAGUCUCAUGGGAGCAGGAAGGUGCAUAACAAUGGAUCCCUGCAAAUUCAGGGUCUCACAGAGAGGGAUCGAGGAUUUUUUAGGUGCCUUGCUUCUAACUACUUAGGAGUAGACCUGCUGGUGUCUCAGGUGACAGUGACUGAAGGGUCUGCGACAGUGACAGGGGUAGACAAUGAGGGGUCAGGCAUGGAAAUGGAAGUCAAGGUGGACCCCAGCUUGGCACAGGACAAGGUCUCUGACAAUGAGGUCUCUUCUGAUAGAGCUAGUCAGGAGUCCAGGACUGUUACCUCAGAUCGACCCUACCCAAGAUUCAGGUCACAGAGCAGAGGAGGCUCCGGACAAAGGCGGGGACAGAGAGGGAGGUUUCAAGUAGGCAACAGACGAAUCUGGAGCCAUAGGAGAGUCUUUGAUAAAACACCAAGGAAAGUGGACCCACAGAAAUUUGCUGAAUUUAUGAAAAAGGCCCAAGAGGGGUCAAAAAUAAAGACUGGCACAAUAAAAUACGAAGAGUCAGACACUAGUCUAUCUGGUGAUGGUGAAAGAGGUUCUGGCGAGGAUCAUAGUGAAGAUCAGCUCAUGAUUAUACCAAAGAUAGUCAGGCCAACCACAGAUAACCCACAAGAAAGUAACAUGUUCAGCCAAGAAAAUUAUAAUAGUCAGACUGAAACCAUCCCAACCACACAGAACAGUCAGCAUAACAUAACAGAAAAUACAGACACUUUAACAACAGAAUCAUAUACACAAUCAGAUCCUACACCAAUCAAAUCUGUAUUCACAAACACCAAACAAAGUAUUGAUGAGUUCAGAGAAUUGUAUACUAUAGAGGAAAAUACCAAACCGCCAUCAAAUCCAGUUACUGCCCAGCUCAGUGUGACAGACACUUCACAUGAAACCCAGCUCCAGUUCUCAGGAGAACCAGUUGGAGAACCAGAGACCUCCACUGGGUCAGUGCUGUCCUUUGUCACAGACCCCAACGUUACUCCAAUGAUGGAUGGGCCAGGUCCAGUGGAUCCAAUCAUCCAUACCUCCACUGACCCAGAAAGCCGCACCACUUUCACAGCUGUCACUACCACAGAAAGACAACAAGAUGAGAUUACCUUCCACACUACACAGAGGAUUAAAUCCCCACACCUACCUGCUGGAUCCACCAUUAUCUCCCACCAGCAAAUCCACAUCAUCCCACCCAAGAAGGGCCGGGGAGGGGGGCGAAGGAGGACCUUCCAAGGACGCAGGAGGAUCAUCAAACCCAAUAGGAUCACUGACAUACAGUCCUUCAUAAAUAAAUUCAAACAGCCCACACUGAAGAAGGAAGGGAAUGCUACAGUGCCAUAUACUAUUGAACUGACCACAGAUUGUAACUGUGAUGAGCAUGGGAAGAAGACAGCCACCACUGAUCCACAAGUUGUCAUACCUACAACUUCUAAUUCAUCUUCACGCAGAAUAGAGAGACCUGACUCUACACAAGAUACUGCAGUCACUACCAGUAACUAUUACAUUACUUCAAAUGUUGCCUCCACCCAUUCCCAGUCUAGGCCAGAAGUGUCCAGUGGCUACAUUACCUCAGCUGAUGCCCCAGAGAUUGACCUUACUCCUGAUCCAUACACAGCCACAAAGGAGGAACCAACGGUGUCCACCACCACUGCUGCUACCAACUCUAAGGUUAUCCGUGGAAGGAUUCCAUGGAAUAGGAUUUUUGGAGGCAGGGGCAGACAAAGGGGAAAUAUGUCAGGCAGGCUGUGGAGACCAUCUUCCACUACAGCAUCCUCAACUAAAACUGAAAUUACAACAGUGACCCCAACCACAACCCCUGCUAUUCUACCCACAGCUGAGUCUCUAGUUAUACCUCAGACAAUGUCCCCAUCCAGACAUAGAGAGAGCACAGAGAGCUCAUCAGAUGAUGACUAUGGAGAUUUCUCCUCUGCUGAUUCUGAGUUUACAACACAGCAACCUAGCACACACCGACAAAUUACUACCAGUCCAUUCUAUCAUUCUAGGUCCUCCACGACUGCUGAGACGGCACCAGAAUCUCAGACCUUACCUUCUCCACCGACUGUCAAACCACCCUCACAGACAACUAGUGAUGAAACCUUAUCAUCUGGGUCUGGUGGAUAUGCUAGUAACUGGUUUGCAAUCCACCGGAGGCCUGGCGGAGCAGGGAGACCAUUAGGCCGGAGGAGGAGGCCCUUCAGGGGCCGGAGACCUUUCAAGAAGCCUACAACCGCUGAAGCUCCUACCAUCACAGUAGAGGCUACAACAACUGAAGAAAUGCCUGUAGAGACAACCAUGGAAACCACUAUGGCAACUACCGUGGAGACCACCAUGCUACCUCAGAAGACCAUCUCAGUCUCCAAGCCCAUGCACACUCCAUCCAAGGAUACAGACAGAUCAGCAGUGACUAUGUCCACUGAUCAGACCUCAGGGGAGGUGACAGACUCAUAUGAAGAUGCUGUCUGGAGUGAGUCAACCUCUAGUAGUUAUCCAGCUUACACUACAACCAACAGACCUUGGACCAUCUCAACCACAUUUAAGCCUACAACCACAUUCAGACCAACUACCACAAGAAGACCUUAUACUACAACUCAGUACAGAGUCAACAGUAACAUCAGACCACCAACAGAGAGGAACAUUGGUCACACACAGAGGCCCAUGAUUAGGAGAAUCAGACCCACUGUACCUAGUAGUGGAGCUAGAGGAAUUUCAGAGAAGACCCUCACCUUCGACACAAAGACUGUCUACAAUCAUAUUACUGGCAAUGAGGCUACAAGUGCCAAUACUGUGGGCUUGGAACCCACCACCAAGGACAUGCCAACGAAGCCCAAGAUAGUGGGAGGCAAUGCAGCCAGCUUCACCGUGUUGUCCAACUCUGAUGCCUUCCUGCCCUGUGAGGCUGUUGGAGAUCCUGAGCCAACUAUCAGCUGGAAACGUUUUUCCUCCAGUACAGGCAGCACAAUUACCAUCAAGGGGAAGAUGGGCAAGUUUGAAGUAUUCAGUAAUGGCACGCUGUCCAUCCAAAAUGCCAACAUUAAGGAUCGUGGACAGUACCUGUGUCUAGCUGAGAGUGAUCAGGGAUCAGACAAACUGCUGGUCACACUCUCUGUUGUGGCCUACCCUUCUCGCAUCCUGGAGCCAAAAAUGCGAGAGAUAAAGUCCCAUGCAGGGAGGAAUGUGGAGAUGAAAUGUAAAGCAGAAGGUCGACCCACACCUAUGAUAUCCUGGAUCCUCGCCAACCGGACCCAAGUAAGAGGUCAUAACUCAGACAAGGGGAGGGUGUAUGUGACCACCGAGGGGACCCUGGUCAUUCAGCAGGUGUCUGUGUAUGACAGAGGCCACUACAAAUGCAUCGCCAGUAACCCAGCUGGAGCUGACACAGCUACAGUACGACUACAGGUGGUGGCAGCUCCCCCAGGUAUCCUGGAGGAGAAACGACAGCAAGUGAGGGCAAGUGUGAGCCAGAGCCUGUGGCUGCCUUGUACUGGCCAGGGCAAUCCUCAGCCUACUAUCCACUGGGUCCUCUACGAUGGGGCUGUGGUGAAGUCUAACAGGCCUGUUUUUGACUCCAGGGUAUCGGUGUAUGAAAAUGGCACCCUCCACCUUAAAGAUGUGACUUCAGCAGACAAUGGGAAAUAUGAAUGUAUUGCUACCAGCUCUACAGGCUCAGAGCGAAGGGUGGUGAUUCUGACAGUGGAGGAGCAAGAGUCUACCCCUCAGAUAGUAGAGACAUCCCAACACAUGACAGAGCUGUCCUAUGGGGACCAGUUGAGACUGAACUGUGUAGCCACAGGAGACCCCAAACCCAGGAUCAUCUGGAGGCUGCCCUCCAAAGCUGUGGUAGACCAGUGGCACAGGAUGGGCAGCCGAAUACAGGUCCUGGAUAACGGCACUCUUAUCGUUCAUUCUAUAAAUGAUAAAGAUGCCGGAGACUAUCUCUGUGUGGCACGAAGCAAAAUUGGUGAUGACCUCCAACUCAUGAAGGUCAGUGUUUCGAUGAAGCCAGCCAAGAUAGAGCCUAAGGUUUACAACAAGAAGCAGGUUCACUAUGGUAAUGACUUGAAGGUGGACUGCAAAGCCUCAGGGGCUCCACAGCCAGAGAUCUCCUGGGCUCUACCAGAUGGUACAAUGGUGAACAGUGCCCUGCAGUCUGAUAGUAGUAAUGGAGGAGGACGAGCACGCCGUUAUAUUCUGUUCGACAAUGGAACACUUUUCCUCAACCAGGUUGGCAUGUCAGAGGAAGGGAAGUACACCUGCUAUGCUGAGAACCAGAUGGGCAAGGAUGAAAUGCAUGUACAUAUCACCGUGGUAACUGCUUCCCCCAGGAUACGCUCACCCAGCCAGACCUAUGCCAAGGUGAAGCCUGGAGGGAACAUCCGCUUUGACUGUGAAGCAGUUGGAGAACCCAAGCCCAAGAUCUUGUGGAUGCUUCCCUCCAACGACAUAAUUGCAGCAUCUAAUGAGCGCUACUUAAUGCAUGUAAAUGGUUCUCUGGACAUCAGGGAUGUGAAGCUGAUUGAUGCUGGGGAGUAUGUGUGUAUGGCUCGCAACAAUGCUGGAGAAAACAGGAAAGUCUACAAACUGGAUAUAGAUGGAAAUCCACCCGUGAUAAAUGGUUAUCACCAGAACAGAACUGUUAUCAAAGACACAGCAGCUAAAUACUCAAGGAAGCUUAUAGACUGUAAAGCUGAGGGAGAUCCGGCUCCUACAGUCACCUGGAUUAUGCCUGACAACAUCUUCCUAACAGCCCCAUACUUUGGCAGUAGAAUUAACGUCCAUCAUAAUGGGACAUUAGAGAUUCGCAAUGUGCGGCCAACUGACACAGCAGAGUUUAUCUGCAUGGCAAGGAAUGAUGGUGGUGAGGCAGUAAUGGUGGUACAGCUGGAAGUGGCCAGUACGCUCAGAAGGCCCAUCUUCAAAAACCCCUUUAAUGAGCGCAUUGUUUCUCGGAUGGGGAAGACCACGGUUCUAAACUGCUCUGCCAACGGAUACCCACCACCAGAGAUGAUCUGGACCCUACCUAAUGGGACCCGUUUUACUGCUGGGCCUGACCGUGGCUCCCGCCACCACCUAGGGCAAGAUGGGACUUUAGUCAUCUACAACCCAAGCAAAGAGGAUGCUGGAAAGUAUCGCUGCGCUGCUAAGAAUUCCAUGGGAUACAUAGAGAAGUUAAUUGUACUGGAGGUUGGACAGAAGCCUUACAUAUUGACAAGGCCAAGGGGCAUCAUACGCAGCGUGUCGGGGGACCCUCUCUUCCUUCACUGUCUGGCUGAUGGAAGCCCCAGACCAAGCAUCUUCUGGACUGUCCCUGGUGGCCACACCCUCACCCGGCCUCAGGUCCUUGGGCGCUACCAGUUGCUAGAGAAUGGGACACUGAUUGUCCAGGACACCACUCUUCAUGACCGGGGAAAUUAUGUCUGUAGGGCACAGAAUGAUGUUGGGGAGGCUGUUCUCUCUGUCCCUGUUAUUAUCAUUGCCUACCCUCCCCGAAUCACUUCUGGGCCACCUCCCAAUGUGAGGGCAGUGGCUGGGGCACCUAUCCAGCUCAACUGUGCUGCUAUUGGCAUUCCCAAGCCAGAGAUCACCUGGGAACUGCCUGAUCAUUCAAUUCUGUCUACAGCAGGGCAGGGCAGACCCACAGGUAGCGAACUGCUUCACCCCCAGGGAACACUUAUUAUUCAAAGACCCACAUCAUCAGACUCUGGAACAUACAAGUGUUUGGCCAAGAAUCACCUGGGCACAGACUCAAAGGGCACAUUUGUACAUGUGCUGUGA
Molecule: messenger RNA, 7635 nt
Organism: Myripristis murdjan (pinecone soldierfish)
Lineage: Eukaryota; Metazoa; Chordata; Actinopteri; Holocentriformes; Holocentridae
Gene: igsf10
Product: immunoglobulin superfamily, member 10
Exons: 12
Coding region: 1-7635 (2544 amino acids)
Cellular component (GO): extracellular region
Molecular function (GO): protein binding
Source: RefSeq, a predicted model, not a curated record